Molecule: messenger RNA, 3481 nt
Organism: Chroicocephalus ridibundus (black-headed gull)
Lineage: Eukaryota; Metazoa; Chordata; Aves; Charadriiformes; Laridae
Gene: VAPA
Product: VAMP associated protein A
Exons: 6
Coding region: 245-994 (249 amino acids)
Biological process (GO): neuron projection development
Cellular component (GO): plasma membrane; endoplasmic reticulum membrane
Molecular function (GO): FFAT motif binding
Source: RefSeq, a predicted model, not a curated record
CGCAUGCGCGCGGGGGGGCCGCGCCUGCCACCGCCUUCGCGCCCGCCGUUGAGGGCCGGCCGUUGAGGCAGUCGCGUGGGGCUGGGGGCGGCAGCGCGCGCAGCGGCAGGCGACAGCGCCCGCAGCCACCGCCCGCCCGCCGCGAGGGAGCGGCGCCACCGCCGCCGCCCGGCCUCCCCUUCCCGCUCCGCCUCCCGCCGCCUCCUCCCCUCACUCCUCCUCCCGCCGGAGCGAGCAGAGCGAGAUGGCGGCCGCCGGGGCUCUGGCGAAGCACGAGCAGAUCCUGGUGCUCGAUCCGCCCACCGACCUCAAAUUCAAAGGUCCCUUUACAGAUGUAGUAACUACAAAUCUUAAACUACGAAAUCCAUCAGAUAGAAAAGUAUGCUUCAAAGUGAAGACCACAGCACCUCGUCGAUACUGUGUGAGGCCGAACAGUGGAAUUAUUGACCCAGGAUCAUCUGUAGUUGUUUCAGUAAUGUUGCAGCCUUUUGACUAUGACCCAAAUGAGAAGAGUAAACACAAGUUUAUGGUACAAACAACCUAUGCACCACCAAAUAUUUCAGAUAUGGAGGCAGUGUGGAAAGAAGCAAAACCUGAUGAAUUAAUGGACUCCAAAUUGAGAUGUGUGUUUGAAAUGCCCAAUGAAAAUGAUAAACUGAAUGAUAUAGAUGCAAGCAAACCUGCCCCAGUACUGAAUACAUCUAAGCAGGAUGGACCGAUGCCAAAACCACAUAGUGUUUCACUUAAUGAUACUGAAACAAGGAAGCUAGUGGAGGAGUGCAAAAGACUUCAAGCAGAGAUUAUGAAGCUGACGGAUGAAAAUCGGCACCUGAGAGAUGAAGGCUUGAGGCUCAGAAAGGUAGCGCACUCGGAUAAAUCUGGAUCACCCACAGCUUUGGCCCUCAGAGAUAAUGGCUCUAAUUCUCUUCCUUCACUUCUUGUUGUAAUUGCAGCCAUUUUCAUUGGAUUCUUUCUAGGGAAGUUCAUCUUGUAGAAAGAAUGAGUGAGAGAAGCAUGCAAAAUGCAGCUUCCUUUUUUUUUUUUUUUUUUUUUUUUUUCUUGGCCAGAAAAAGAUUUGUUUACCUACCACUUCAUUGGUAGUGUGGCCCAAGUGGCCAUUUUUGUGUACAGCGUCAUAACAGGCUUUGCCUUUAAUGAUCUCGCACGGUUAGAAAACACAAUCUGAAAAGACAAACUGUUCGGCUACUGGACAAAAUUGUACAUUAAGUCAUUAAUAGCAGGUGUCAGUUGCACAGUCAGUCCUUUAUGAAAAUUCAUAAAUAAUGAAUUGUUCUUUCUUUCUGUGGUUUUAAUAAGAAUUCAAAAAUUGUUCAGAGUCUUGUAAAUGUUAUUUUAAUAAUCCUUUAAAAUUUUAUCUGUUGCUGUUACCUCUUGAAAAAUGAUUUAUUAGAUUGCUAAUCCCACUCAUUCAGGAAUAUGACAAGAGGUAUUCUGGGGGAAAUGGUGCCUCUUACUGUGUAAAUUUUCUCCUUACCUUACUUUGUUAAUAUCAUGGCAGAAUUUCUUUUUUAUCCCUUGUGAGGCAUUGUUGAGAGUUCUUCAUCCUUACAGUCCUGUCCCAUAAUAUUUAACAUUACAAAAGAAAUAAAAUUGUUAACAGAUUUUUCUGCUGGGUAGCCUGUUUGUGUGUGUCGUACUUUUAGAAGGGAUUUCUAACAAGUUCAUUGUUCAUGGUAAUUUGCUACUUGUAACAAAUGGCUAUUUUGAAGUUUAUUUGCUUAAGUCUCUGGCUUAGACUGUUGUAAUUGAAGCUUGGGGUUAAAAAAAAAGGUUUCCAUUCCAUUUGUUUGAAAAGAUGGACUGUUUUCUGGCUGCUUUCAGCUACAGAGAGGAUGGUUAUCAGACUUGUUUUGGGACAGAAUAAUUUGGAUAUCCAGCAGGUACAAAUAUCAGACAUGAAUGUUUUCAAUAUAUUAACAGUUUGCUUGGAUUGUGCAGGAGUGUAAUAAUCAACCUUCUGUUCCAUCUUUGGAUCUUCUGGGUGUCUUCCAGGAGUCAACAUUAUUCUUUGAUUUCAUAAGGGAACUUAAUUCACAUACACUAGUUUACUUAGUUUGUAAUUCUGUUUUAGCAGAUAUUCAAAAAUGCAAUUUGAAUGUUUCAGACACCCAUAGUGAAUUCCAUGAUGCAGAAGAGUUGAUAUUUGCUGAGUGAGCCUCAGUUGCUCACCUUUUGAAAAUGAAAAUCAUUCUUAUGCAAGUCUUGGCAGAUCUACCUGUGUUAACCAUGUAUAGCUAAGUUUUAAAGAAUGGAUUUUUUGGGGUCUGAAAUGCUUCCCUGCACUUAAUCUUGUGUCUUGCCUCAUCUCUGAAUAUGUCAUAAAAACAAACAGUAGUAUUGGAACAAAAUAUUAUCUGUACAUCUGACUAAGCAUAAUCCCAUACAGGGAAUUACUUGUAAACUGAAAAAUUGUGGAAGGUAUAUACUCCUGUAAGCAAAAUUGUAUAUACUCUUGGACAGCUUGACUUGAUGUGGUGCAGCUAAGUGUGUUAGACCUUGGUAUAUGCACAUCUUAUGUAGCUGAGAAAAAUGUUCUGGAGAAGAUGUACGUUAUCUUGGUUGCCUUUGAUUUCUAGUGCUUUUUUUUUUUAAAAAAAAACAACAACUAUAAUUACAUCAUGUUCUGUUAUUGCUCUCUGUGAUAAACUUUUUUAUAAAAUCUUGCAUAUGUGCAAGGAAGAUGAUGAAGAAAAUGCAAAUACUGCUUAUCUUUUCACUUAAGCAUGCUAGCACAGAUGUUUCCAAUUACUUGUUCCAGUGUCUGCAUUCAAGUCUCCUUCCAUCCCAGUGACUGGAAAAACUAUGUUAAGGUCUUGAUUAUUUUGGUUCCGCUGGUUCAGAAUGGUGUAAUUCUCCCAAAUUCUUUUCUUUUUUUUUUUUUCUCUAAUAGAACAUUGCCACAUCAAACCUUCAUAGCCUGUUCCAAACUGAUUAUGUGGAAAAUAACGAAAGCAAUAGUGUGCAGGAUGUAGUUUACUUCAGACAGAGCAGUCAUUCCUGCAUUGAAGGGAAAAAAAAUAUAAAAAUCCUCUGGAAGAUCUUAAAAUGUUUACAGCAUAGUGUAUGGAAACUUUGAAGGGUAGCUAGCACUUUCAGGACUUGAGAGGAGAAAAAGGAGUCAUUGCUCAAUGCAGCUGACUCAGGUUUUGAUGUCUGGCAGUAGUAAUAAAGCAAAAAUAACAAAAAAAUCAGAUUGAAAUAACUUUUUUAAUAAAUAACAAACAGGUGGUGGUAAAACUUGGUUAUGGUUUAAGUAAUGUCUUCAAAGUGAAAGUGUGCAGCGGUCUCAUAACCAGUGUACUUACUAAUGGUAUAAGGAGACUGUCUUGGUUUCCAGUAAUCCCUUCUUAGCUGUAUAUAAAAUGUAAUGCUAAAACUAUUUUGCUCUCAGGAGUCACUUUGGAUGAGAUCAACUGUAUUCAGUGAAUUAUGUAAUAUGGAUUAAAUUGUUUGUCUUUGU